AUGAAGGAGGAGCACGAUACCGCCAUCGGCGCCUCGACGGGCCACGAUGUCGACAUCGAGUCCAAGGGCGGCUCUGACCGCUUCGACACCACCAACACGGCCGACGUGAACCACGGCCAGACGCGCAUGCUCGCCCCCGACGGCACCCAGGACCUCCUGCACUCCCAGGACCAGCUGCAGCGCGGCCUCAAGAGUCGGCAUAUCCAGUUCCUCGCUCUCGGCGGAGCCAUCGGCACCGGUCUCUUUGUCGGCUCCGGCCGCAUCCUCAACCUCGUCGGCCCCGCCCCGCUCUUCAUGGGCUACCUGUCCAUGAUGCUGCUCGUCUGGGUCAUCAUGAACGCCCUCGGCGAGAUGGCCUCGUACCUGCCCCUCAAGGGCAUCUCCAUCCCCUACUUUGUCGACCGCUUCGUCGAGCCCUCGCUCGCCUUCGCCGCCGGCUGGAACUACUGGUACGCCUACGCCAUGCUCAUCGGCGCCGAGACCUCGGCCGGCGCCAUCCUGCUCGACUACUGGAAGACCCCCGUGCCCGCCGCCGCCUGGAUCACCAUCAUCCUGCUCGUCACGCUGGCGCUCAACAUCUUCGCCGUCAGCAUCUUUGGCGAGGCCGAGUUCUGGUUCGCGUCCAUCAAGCUCAUCACCAUCAUGGGCCUCAUCCUCGUGUCCCUCGUCAUCAUGCUCGGCGGCGGGCCCAACCACGAGCGCAUCGGCUUCCUGUACUGGUACGACCCGGGCGCCAUCACGCCCUACCUCGUCAAGGGGGACAGAAACACGGGCAACUUCCUGGCCUACUGGACGGCCUUCAUCCGCGCCGGCUUCGCCUUCAUCACGUCGCCCGAGCUCAUCGCCCUGGCCGCGGGCGAGACGGUGCACCCGCGCCGCAACAUCCCCAAGGCGGCGCGCCGCUUCGUCUGGCGCCUGGCCAUCUUCUACGGCCUCGGCAGCCUCAUGGUCGGCGUCAUCGUCAAGUCGACCGACGACCGGCUGCUCUCGCCGCAGUCCAACGCCUCGGCCUCGCCGUGGGUCAUCGGCAUCCAGCGCGCGGGCAUCGGCGGCCUCAACCACGUCAUCAACGUCGCCAUCCUCUCGUCCGCCUGGUCCGCGGGCAACGCCUUCCUCUACUCGGGCUCCCGCAUCCUGUACUCGCUCGCGCUCAACGGCCAGGCGCCCCGGCUCUUCACGCGCACGACCAAGGCGGGCGUGCCCUACGCCGCCGUGCUGGCCACCUGGGCCGUCUCGCUGCUGACGUACCUCAACGUGAGCAACAACGGCGCCACCGUCUUCGGCUGGUUCAUGAACAUCUCGACCAUCUCGGGGUACAUCGCCUGGGUCGUCGUCUGCGUCACCUUCAUCCGCUUCCGCGCCGCCAUGUCCUUCCGCGGCCUGCUGCACACGCUGCCCUUCCGCACGCCGCUGCAGCCCUACGCGGCCUACUUUGCGCUCUUCAUGCUCGUGCUGCUGACGCUGACCAACGGGUUCAACGUCUUCUUCCCGGGCCAGUGGAAGGUCGACGACUUCUUGGCCGCCUACAUCACGCUGCCCAUCUUCUUGGUCCUCUACGCGGGCCACAAGAUCUGGUUCCGGACCCCGCUGGCGCGCAAGAUACCCGACAUCGACGUCGUGACGGGCGUGCGGGAGAUGGAGGAGAUGGAGGCGCGGGACAGGGAGGCGGAGCCCGUGGCCAAGAAUUGGCUGCAGAAGGUCUGGUUCUGGAUCGCGUAG
Thyridium curvatum is the source of this 1719-nucleotide messenger RNA. RefSeq lists its product as uncharacterized. The record is from RefSeq and is a predicted model, not a curated record. The coding region runs from base 1 to 1719 and encodes 572 amino acids. Gene Ontology annotation, cellular component: membrane. Gene Ontology annotation, molecular function: amino acid transmembrane transporter activity. The transcript is spliced from 2 exons. NCBI's taxonomy places the organism in Eukaryota, Fungi, Ascomycota, Sordariomycetes, Thyridiales, Thyridiaceae. Gene Ontology annotation, biological process: amino acid transmembrane transport.